Messenger RNA from Andrographis paniculata, 2678 nucleotides. Its product is annotated as golgin candidate 1-like. The record is from RefSeq and is a predicted model, not a curated record. Gene Ontology annotation, biological process: retrograde transport, vesicle recycling within Golgi; Golgi organization. Gene Ontology annotation, cellular component: Golgi cisterna; Golgi membrane. NCBI's taxonomy places the organism in Eukaryota, Viridiplantae, Streptophyta, Magnoliopsida, Lamiales, Acanthaceae. The coding region runs from base 278 to 2398 and encodes 706 amino acids. The transcript is spliced from 21 exons.
GUAUUGAAAUACACCCGUUGCGUGAACUGCACGCGCCCCUAACAAACCAUUGGUACCGGCGAUCUACCGACGAAGCACUUCCUACCAAACUCUUGCGUGAACCUUUACCAUUUCUUCGUCUAUUGUUUCAUUGUAUCAGUUUAUUUGAUCCCUGAUAUUCGCUUUGGAGCAACCCCAGUUGAGUUCUUUUUAUUUUUGUAAAAAAAUUUUGUGCUCCAUUAUACUAUGAUUUAAGCAGUGUAGGAAGUAACUUUGCAUCAGUAACUGAGGUAAUUCGAUGGCUGCGUGGCUGAAAGCUGCAGAAGAUUUAUUCGAAGUAGUGGAUCGAAGAGCAAAACUCGUGGCUGGUGAUACACCAGAGGAGCUGCAUGUUCCCACCCAAGGAUCGAACGGACGGGAAGCUCAAGUUAAAAGGGCUCGGCCAAGAUCGAAGUUCCUACAGUCUCAGAAGAAAAAGUCAUCUAACGAAGAUUCUUCAGCCAUAGAUAUUGUGAGAGAGGAAACUAUUGUGGAAAGGUUGCAACCUCAAGCAGAAUCUGAUAAAAAUGCUUCUGGGAUAACAAAUUUCACUGAACAAAACCUAGGUACACCUAGUGGGAAAAUUUAUAAUGAUGAGAAACACAAGGAAGGUAGAGAUGAUGCCUUAACUGAGACUUCUCCAUCUGGUGCAAUAUCUAAUGACGAGGACAAGUCAGUCGGUGAUCAUCGGGAUACUGAAAUGAGUAAUGCCGAAGUUGCUGCAUCGAAAUUGAACAGUGUUCACAGUAAAGAAGAAUUUGCAGAUACGCCAGUUGAGCAUCUAUCAAAUUCCAGUAAAGAUACUGAGGUUGUGGGUAGUGAUUCUCUAGAUAACUCCUAUCGAAAUGUAAUGUCAGAAGAUGCCUAUUCUGUUAAAAGCAUUGAACCUUCAGAAUCUCAGAUUCUGCUAGAAGAAGCAGCUAGCAAAGCUGAUAGCUUGCUAAAAGAUGUGGAUUCAGCAACUGAAUCUCAUAUGUUAAAUAAGCAGCAUGAAGAACAAAAGGCUACAGCUGAAACAAAAGUGCAGCAACAAAUCGAAGAGGCUCAAGGAUUGCUUAAAACUGCACAAUCGUCAGGACAGUCAAAAGAAGCUAGACUAGCCCGGGUUUGUGCUGAACUUUCAUCUCGUCUGCAAGAGUACAAAUCAGAGAAUGCUCAGUUAGAAGAGCUUCUUACGGCGGAGAGGGAGUUAAGCAAAUCAUAUGAGGCUAAGAUGGAACAGCUCCAGAAAGACCUAUCUGCAUCCAAAGGAGAAGCAAGCAGAGUGGAAGCAAAUAUGAGGGAUGCUUUAUUAGCCAAAAAUGCUGAAAUCGAAUCUUUAGUUAGUUCUAUUGAUGCCCUGAAGAAGCAAGCGACUUUGUCCGAAGGAAAUUUGGCAUCACUGCAGGAAGAUAUGGACUCUAUGAUGAGAAAUAGAGAAUUGACUGAAACAAGAAUGAUGCAAGCUCUAAGGGAGGAAUUAUCUUCUGCUGAGUGGCGAGCUGAGGAUGAGCAUAGUGCACAUAAUGCGACCAAGCUGGCAGCUCGAGACAGGGAGGUAGAAUUGGAACAGAGAGCUAUUGAAGCAUCUUCCGCAUUAGCCAGAGUUCAGAGAACAGCUGACGAUAGGGCUUCAAAGGUUUCAGAACUCGAGCAGAAAGUAGCACUUCUUGAGGCUGACUGUGCUUCUCUAAACCAAGAACUGCAAGAUAUGGAAGCUCGUAUUCACCAUGAACAAAAGAAGGCCCCAGAUGAUGCUAAUCAAAUUAUUCAGGUGCAAUCGAUGCAAGAGGAAGUAGAGCGUGCACGUCGUGGCCAGCAAGAGGCUGAGAGCAAACUUUCUUCAAUAGAAGCUGAAGUUCAAAAGAUGAGGGUUGAAAUGGCUUCCAUGAAGAGGGAUGCUGAGCAUUAUUCACGGCAGGAACACAUGGAGCUGGAGAAACGGUAUCGUGAGCUAACUGAUCUGUUGUAUUACAAGCAAACACAACUGGAAACUAUGGCAAGUGAAAAAGCUGCAGCUGAGUUUCAGUUAGAAAAGGAAGUGAAGCGACAUCAGGAAGCACAGUUCGAAGCUGAAAGGAAUCGAGCUUCUCGGGGAGCAUCUACCUCUUGGGAAGAUGAUUCCGAUAUGAAAUCACUUGAGUCUCUCCCUCUUCAUCAUCGCCACAUGGCUGGGGCAAGAUUGCAGUUGCAGAAAGCAGCAAAGCUUUUAGAUACUGGGGCUGUCAGGGCUACAAAGUUCUUGUGGCGGUAUCCUACUGCCCGCAUAAUCCUCCUUUUCUAUCUGGUUUUUGUGCAUCUCUUCUUGAUGUACCUCUUGCAUCACCUUCAGGAUCAAGCUGAUGCUUAUACGUCAAAAGAAGUCGCGGAGUCCAUGGGGUUAAACACGGCAUUGCCUUGAGCAACCUACCCGAAUGCCAAACUACUAACGUUUAUACACACAUAUAUAAUAUAUCAAGAAUAUUGAAUGGAUGACGACAUCGGCUCAUCAAAACAUCGGUGUCGAGAGGAUUUGGAUCCUUUCAGGCCACAGGAAAGCCUGAUUAUUACUAAGGUCAGUGUUCCAAACACACUUUCUAUGAAAAUGUAUUGUGUAUACAUAAUACUGAAUAUGCCCAACUCUACAUAGCUACAUUGUAAAAUUGUGAAGUGAUACAUGUUUAAAAGAUAUAUACUCCCUC